AUGGCGGACAAAACUAUUGCCGUGAUUCUGGUUGGAGGACCCACAACUGGGACCCGCUUCCGGCCGCUCACUCUGAACGUGCCUAAGCCGCUCUUCCCCCUGGCCGGCAAGCCCAUGGUUCACCAUCCCAUCCACGCCUGCCAACAGAUCCCGAACCUGGUGAACGUGUUUGUGAUCGGGUUCUUCGAGGAGAAGGAGUUCACGCCCUUCAUCUCCUCUCUCUCCUCCGAGCUGCGCGUGCCCAUCAGGUACCUGCGCGAGGACAAGUCGCAUGGGUCCGCGGGAGGGCUGUACCACUUCCGCAACACCAUCCUUCAGGACGAACCGGAUCACAUCUUCGUGAUCAACUGCGAUGUCUGCUCCACCUUCCCGCUCGCUCCCAUGCUCGAUUCGCACAAGAAGCACGGUGGUGUGGGCACUCUGCUGUGCCGUAAGGUGGCGCCAGACACGGCGAGUGACUUUGGCGAGCUGGUGGCGGACUCGGAGACAAAGGAGAUUCUGCAUUAUGCUGAGAAGCCCGAGACGUUUGUGAGUGAUCGCAUCAACUGUGGUGUGUAUGUGUUCCGCCCGGCCAUCAUGGACAUGAUCAAAGCUGCCAUCGCUGAGGGCGACGGAGAGAACUACGUGCGGCUGGACCAGCAUGUGUUUUCGAAGCAGGCAGGCAAGAAGCAGCUGUAUGCGUUUGAGACUGAUGACUUCUGGGAGCAGAUCAAGACGCCGGGACUCGCCCUGCGGUGCUCGCAGCUGUACCUGACAUACUACCGGCAGACGAGCCCCCAGCUGCUCGCCCCCUCCACGCCUGGCGGCCCCACCCUCAUCGGCGACUGCUUCAUCCACCCCUCCGCUAAAGUGCACCCCUCUGCUAAGGUGGGGCCGAACGUGUCGAUUGCAGCGAACGUGCGCAUCGGGGCAGGCGUGCGCUUGAAAGACUGCAUCAUCCUGGACGAGGUCGAGGUCAAGGAGAACGCCAUAGUGGUGUCCUCAGUGGUGGGGUGGAAGUCUGUGGUGGGGCAGUGGGCACGCGUGCAGGGAAGCGGGGACCUCAAGUCGCGACUUGGAGUCACCAUUCUCGGAGAGGAUGUGGCAGUGGGCAAGGAGGCAGUGGUGGUGAACUGCAUUGUGCUGCCUCACAAGUCCCUCAACACAAGCGUGCAGGAGGAAAUCAUUCUGUAG
Molecule: messenger RNA, 1173 nt
Organism: Closterium sp. Naga37s-1
Lineage: Eukaryota; Viridiplantae; Streptophyta; Zygnematophyceae; Desmidiales; Closteriaceae
Source: the annotation of a GenBank genome assembly